CUUUACCCGGAAUUGACAACAUAUAUCCACUCUAGAGACGCUUCUUGCUGUCGUCUGCGCCGACUGAAGCUCUGCCCUGGUGUCGUGAAGCUUCCAAACCACCCGCCUCGCCCAGUUGGACGCCCCUCCCUCCCUCGACCCCACCAGGCUACCUAUCUCCGCGCCACCGCAAUGUCCGAAGGAGACACCAAGCCGCCCAGUGCGCCUGUAGUAGCCGAGGCGCACGAGGUCGACACGUUCCACGUCCCCAAGGCCUUCUUCGACAAGCACCCCCACUCGAAGCCACAUCUUGAGAACCUCGAAGAAUACCAGAAGCUGUACAAGGAGUCCAUUACCGACCCAAAGGGCUUCUGGGGCAAACUCGCACGCGACCUGCUCACCUGGGAGCGCGACUUUCAGACGGUACACGCCGGCAGCUUCGAGCACGGCGACAAUGCCUGGUUCCUCGAGGGCAGGCUGAAUGCCAGCUACAACUGCGUCGACAGACAUGCCUUCAAGAACCCAGACAAGCCCGCCAUCAUCUACGAGGCCGACGAUGCUGGCGAUGGCCGCAUCAUUUCAUACGGAGAGCUCCUGCGCCAGGUGUCCAAGCUGGCCUACACACUCAAGGAGAUGGGCGUGAGAAAAGGCGACACAGUGGCCCUCUACCUGCCCAUGAUUCCCGAGGCCGUCAUCGCAUUCUUGGCCUGCUCCCGCAUUGGCGCUGUCCACUCUGUUGUCUUUGCAGGCUUCUCGUCUGACUCCCUACGCGACCGUAUCAUUGACGCAGAGUCCAAGGUCGUCAUCACCACCGACGAGGGCAAGCGCGGUGGCAAGACCAUCAGCACCAAGAAGAUUGUUGACGAGGCGCUCAAACAGUGCCCCGAUGUCAGCCACUGCCUGGUCUACAAGCGCACUGGCACAGAGAUCCCCUGGACCAAGGGCCGCGACUGGUGGUGGCACGAGGAGGUGGACAAGUACCCCAACUACAUUGCACCCGAGCCCAUGAACUCGGAAGAUCCGCUCUUCUUGCUGUACACGUCUGGGUCGACAGGCAAGCCCAAGGGCGUAAUGCACACAACCGGUGGCUACCUCAUUGGGGCAGCAGCGACCGGCAAGUAUGUGUUUGACAUCCACGACAACGACGUCUUCUUCUGCGGUGGCGAUGUAGGCUGGAUUACAGGCCACACGUACGUCGUGUACGCACCUCUGCUCCUCGGUGUCGCGACGGUCGUUUUUGAGGGCACGCCCGCAUAUCCAAACUUCUCGCGCUACUGGGACAUUGUCGACAAGUACAACGUCAGCCAGUUUUAUGUUGCUCCCACUGCGCUACGAUUGCUCAAGCGCGCGGGUGACCAGCACGUCAAGCACAAGAUGAAGAACCUCAGAAUUCUUGGAUCCGUCGGCGAGCCAAUUGCUGCUGAGGUCUGGAAAUGGUACUUUGAGAUUGUUGGCAAAGAAGAGGCACACGUUGUCGACACUUACUGGCAAACCGAGACGGGCUCCCAUGUCAUUACCCCUCUCGGUGGGGUUACGCCCACGAAGCCCGGAUCAGCCUCCCUCCCGUUCUUCGGUAUCGAGCCCGCCAUCAUAGACCCCGUGUCUGGCGAGGAGAUUCACGGCAACGAUGUCGAGGGUGUGCUAGCCUUCAAGCAGCCGUGGCCUAGCAUGGCUCGCACAGUCUGGGGAGCACACAAGCGAUACAUGGAGACAUACCUGAACGUGUACAAGGGCUACUACUUCACUGGCGAUGGUGCUGGACGUGACCACGAGGGCUACUACUGGAUCCGAGGGCGCGUGGAUGACGUGGUGAACGUCUCUGGACACAGACUGUCCACUGCUGAGAUUGAAGCAGCGCUCAUCGAGCACCACCAGGUUGCCGAAGCCGCAGUCGUCGGUAUUAGCGACGAGCUCACGGGCCAAGCGGUCAACGCUUUCGUAGCGCUGAAAGAGGGCAACGAGACGAGCGACCAGGUAAAGAAAGAUUUGAUCCUGCAAGUGCGCAAGUCAAUUGGGCCAUUUGCUGCACCCAAGGCCAUUUUCGUAGUUCCAGAUUUGCCCAAGACGCGGUCCGGAAAGAUCAUGCGUCGCAUCUUGCGUAAGAUCUUGGCGGGAGAAGAAGACCAACUGGGCGACAUCACAACGGUAAGCCAUACUUUUCACAUAGUCGGCCCUGCUUCGGGGUGUUGACGAUGACGCGUUCGUGGUGGGGUAGUCCGGGCUAACGGCAUCUUGCAGCUUUCGGAUC
Cucurbitaria berberidis CBS 394.84 is the source of this 2227-nucleotide messenger RNA. Its product is annotated as acetate--CoA ligase. Bases 172 to 2169 code for a protein of 665 amino acids. Gene Ontology annotation, cellular component: cytosol. The record is from RefSeq and is a predicted model, not a curated record. Lineage: Eukaryota; Fungi; Ascomycota; Dothideomycetes; Pleosporales; Cucurbitariaceae. Gene Ontology annotation, molecular function: AMP binding; acetyl-CoA synthetase activity. The transcript has 5 exons.